Messenger RNA from Liolophura sinensis, 1053 nucleotides. RefSeq lists its product as uncharacterized. The record is from RefSeq and is a predicted model, not a curated record. NCBI's taxonomy places the organism in Eukaryota, Metazoa, Mollusca, Polyplacophora, Chitonida, Chitonidae. The coding region runs from base 1 to 1053 and encodes 350 amino acids. The transcript has 6 exons.
AUGGCUCAUUUGUGGGUAUUGCUCAUCAGCACAGCGGCUGCUGUGACGCCUACUUUACAGGGAGAUAUCGACACCCAAAUACUGAGGCUUUAUCAGGGGAACUUUAAUGGUGAUGCCACAUAUUAUGGGGAAGGCUCAAAUAGGGGAGGGUUGUGUCAGUAUUUCCCCCCGGGCCUGCCACCAGCGGGAAGAGCCCCAGGGAUGAGAUCUGCGGCCCUUAAUUCCCGACAGAUUUACAACUCUAUGGGCUGUGGCAUGUGUUUUAAGGUCCAUGGCACAGGGGAUGGAUUAGGGCAGACCCCAGUUGUCGGAGACUCAUACGCCUUCGUUGAUGACGUUUGCCCGGAGUGUCACGAGGGUGAUCUUGACUUUUCCGAGGACGGCGAUGGCCGAUGGGAUAUCGGAAUUCAAGCAGUUCAAUGUCCAGUUGGGGACUCUAACAUAGAGUACAAGUUCCAGGGCAGCCAUCAAUGGUACAUCAAGCUGCAGAUCAGGAAUCAUAGAAUCCCUAUUACACACCUGGAAUUGUUUCAAAAAAAGAUGAAGACGUUCUUACCCCUGAAACACACCUUAGACGGUUUCUGGGAGCUAGACGACAAUCAGAUAUGGGAGAAACCCCUUGAAGUACCCUUGACCAUCAGAUUGACGGCCGCCAAUGGGGAAGUCCUCGAGGAUUCUGUUGAUGCUAUAAAAAACGACGUUGUCAUCCAGGGAAGUGUUCAAGUGUCCCUUGAUCCAAGUCUUCCCAGCAUGAAAGAAACAUCCAAUCCCGGGCCUACUUCCACGGGAAAACCAGGAGGUUCUCUAAAACCCAAUUCGUCAACAAAAUCUAUAACGACAAACAAACCUACAAUUGCGCCAAGUUCCACAGCAGCCAAAUCUCCCACGACGGACAAACCCACGACGAACAAACCCACGACGAACAAACCCACGAACAAACCCGCGACGACAACCAAACGCAGGAACGCAGACAGCCCUACAGCUACACCAGCGUUAACAACUACGUCACCAGGUACCUCAAAGGCUCGAGGGCUGUCGUCUUCGGGGUUUUGA